Molecule: messenger RNA, 6546 nt
Organism: Closterium sp. NIES-65
Lineage: Eukaryota; Viridiplantae; Streptophyta; Zygnematophyceae; Desmidiales; Closteriaceae
Source: the annotation of a GenBank genome assembly
AUGGGGAAAGCAUCCGCGGCAGCGGCAAGUGCGGGGAGGAGGGAUGCGGCGAUGGGAACAGGGAGGGACACGGGAGGGAUCACGGCAACGACUAUCAGCGGUUUCGUCGUGCCGGCAGCAGCACCCGCAGCAGCAGCGGCGGAAACAGGAGCGGCAUUGGAUAUGAACCACCCGCCUCCCCCGCCGCCGCCCACGCCAGCGGCACAAGCAAGGCGAUCGUUCACCACCACCCGUGGGUUCGCUGUUCCUGACUCUCGUGUUGUCGCUGGUGCCAGUUCCGCUGCUGCGGGCCGUGGUGAUUGGCCAGUUACAUCUACUGCCGCGGCGUCGUCCAGCUCUCGAGUUGUCACACCCGCUGCUGUCACUGCCGCCGUGGCAGCCUCGGCUCGAGACACGUGGUUCCUCCCUUCCGCUGCCGCGGCGGCUGCAGCCGCCGCCACGGCUGCUGCGGCGGCGGCAGCAGCGUCAGCCGCUGCUGGCCCUGGCGCAGCGGCAGCGGAGGAAGACGAGGCGGGGAUGGCGAGAGUGGUGGGGUUUUCCGGUAGGUCCAGCGGUAGCUUUCGGUUGGACAGAUCCUCAAGUCGAGAGAGUGGCGGGGCUGUCGCCGCCGGUCUAGCCGCACUGGUAUCGGAGUCGUUAGGUGGUCGCCCGGAAUUCGACUCGAUGGGAGUGGGGUCGCACGUGUUCGCGCAACUAAAUGAGGAGGAGGAUGAUUUGGAGAAAGCGGAAGGGGGAGCGGAAGCAGACGCGGAGGAGGAUGGAACGCAGGCAGUGGGGGCGGAGGAUGACGGGUAUGAGGAGGCGGAGGAGGAUGAGGUGCGGGGGAAGGAGCUGAAGGUCUGUUUCCCGACGUCAGCGCCUAAGAUCUCGUUCGGGCUCGGGUGGAACUUCUGCCGCCUCAACACGCGCGGCGGCACCGUGUCGCGCAGCAGCAAGGCGGACGCAGCGGCGGCUGCGGGCGGCGUAGUGGCGGGCAGCCUGGGCAGCAGCAUGGGGAGCUAUUUCUCCCGCACGGGCAGCAGCCCCUGCUUCCCCUUCCUCCACACGUCCUCCCCCACCACUCUCCCGCCGCUCCCCUCCAUUUAUACCUCCUCACACUCGCUUAAGUCCGCCGCAGCCGCCGUCGUCGCCGCCGGAAGGGCCGCGUCAGCGCCGUCGCUUGCGUCUGCCGCAGCUACCGCAUCCCCUGCCGCUGCGUCUCUCGGGCCUUCCGCGUCUGCCUUGGGUGGGUUCCCUUCCGCGGCGAGCGUUGGUGUGCUGGCAUCCAGCCUGCCUUCCAGGUUCAGCUCUGGGUUCCCCAACCCACCUGCGGCAGCCGCGGCCGUGCCGGGGAAUGACGCGGCCCGUGUCGAUUCUGUUGCGGUGACGCAGGCGGUUCCGUCGCACCCCGUCCUGCCGAGUGCCUCGCCGUUACUUCCGCGUGCGAGCGUGCAUCUGAGCAAGGAGGUGCGAGGUGCGGAGCAGCAGUGGCAGGGCGAGACGGAUGGCCUUGUAUGGGGCCGCAGCAAGCUGAGCAGGGUGGCGGAGGCGGCAGCGAGCGACGCUACAGACCCGGCUGUAGCAGGAGAGGCAACGGACUUGCUGCUGGAGGAGAAGGAAGAAGUAUUUUCAGUGUCAGUAUCUGUAGCAGAAAUCACGAAAGAGACGGUGGUAGAUGAGUUAGACGCAGAGAUCGCCCUACCUGCGCAAGCAGCGGCUGAGGCAGAAUGCGCGCCUGAAGCAGCAACGAGCAUCGUGCCUGAGGAGCCAUGCACCGUGCCUCAAGCUGUGCCUCUGGACUCGGUUGCAGAGCAGCAGUUCGUCUCCACUCUAUCCGCGUUAGAAGACGUCUGGCUUGCGGAGAACGUGUCUCUCGGCCUCGCGUGGCCGCGCAGCCUCGUGUCUCCCGCUCCAUAUACUGACGGAGUCGCCUCGCCCGCGUCUGCCGCCUGCGUUGCGACUACCGCCGCGGUGCCUCCCCCCGUGCUGCAUCUCGUGGGCGCAGUGCAGGACGGGUUGCGCGCGGGCGCGCAGCCCGUGCGCGCGUCGGGGGGGCUGGGCGGAGCAUACAUCUUCCGCGACUCGGCGCAGCGCAACGUGGCGAUCGUGAAACCCACGGACGAGGAGCCGCUCGCGCCCAACAACCCCAACGGCUACGUGGGGCGCGCGCUGGGGCAGCCGGGGCUGAAGCGCAGCAUCCGCGUGGGGGAGGCGGGGCUGCGCGAGGUCGCGGCGUUUUUGCUGGACCACGGGGGGUUCGCGGGGGUGCCCGCGACCGCGCUCGUACUCGCCACGCACCCCGCGUUUCACGUGAACGCGGCUCCCGCAGGGCCCACGAUGACGCCGCGCGCGUCGGGGAAUGCGGGCGGGCUGUCCAGCGCGUUUUCGUUCGGCGUUGGCGCGAGUGGCGCGACGGCGUCUGCCGCUGUGGCGGGCGCGCGGGGCGCAGGAGUGGGAGGGGGAGGGGAAUGGGGGGAUGGCGGAAGCGGCGGGAAUGGGGGCCGUCGAUUGUGCUCGUUGCAGCGGUUUGAGCCGCACGAUUUCGAUGCUAGCGAGCAUGGGACGUCCCGGUUCCCAGUGGCGGCUGUUCACCGUAUAGGCAUCCUCGAUAUCCGCAUGUUCAACACGGAUCGACACUCUGGCAACAUACUGGUGCGGCAGCUGAGCGUGGAGGAGCGCGAGUGGCGGCAGAGCGACCCGCAGCUGCGAGUGGACGAGGCGGUGCACCUGGUGCCCAUCGACCACGGCUUCUGCCUCCCCGAAUCCCUCGAACCCGCCUACUUCGAAUGGCUGCACUGGCCCCAGGCGUCGCUGCCCUUCUCCCCUGAGGAGCUGGAGUACAUAGCGGCGCUGGACGCGGAGCGGGACGUAUCCCUCCUGCGCGCGCACCUCCCGCUGCUGCGCGAGGGGUGCCUGCGCGUGCUCGUGAUCGCCACCACGCUGCUGCAGCGCGCCGCCGCCGCGGGCAUGACGCUCGCGGGGAUAGGCGCGAUGAUGAGCCGCGAGGUGCGCGGACUGGAGGAGCAGCCCAGCGAUCUGGAGCAAGUGUGCGCGGAGGCGCUGGGGGAGAUGAAGCGCGUGCGCAGGGCGCUGGGGGAAGCGGAGGGGGAGGGGGAAGGGGAGGGUGAAGGGUGGUGUAGGGAGAGCGCGGCGAUGGGGGGCGAGGAGGGGGGUAUUCAGGAAGAGGAGGGGGAGGGGGAGGAUGACUUUUCGGAGAGUGAGGAAGAGGAGGGUAUUUUUGGGGUUGAUGGGUUUGGGGAGGAGGAUGGAGAGAUAGGUGCAGUGUUGGAAGGAGAGGAAGGGGAGGAAGGGGAGUGGUCUGAUGAAGAAGCGGAGGAGGAUGUGGAAGGGAUGGGAUGCAGGGACGCGAGCAGUGAGACAGGCAGGGAGGCAGAGCGGGACAGCAGUGCAGGUAAUCCGGGAAAGGAUGAGGGGGCGGAGGAGGUGGGUAGCUAUGUGAUCCCAGAAUCGCUGUUGUGGAAGAAAGGUGCGAGGUGGGGUGAUACAGACUCAGAGGACGAGGAUGAGGAGGAGGAGGAGGCAGAAGAGGAGGGAGAGAACAAGGAAGCCGAGGGUGCAGGGGAGGAUAUUGGGGAAGGGUUUGCGGAUGUCCACGUGGGCGUGGAAGCAGGGGGGUUUGCGGGUAUAGGCGACAGUGUGAGUGGUUACGAGCAGAGUGACUCCGUGACAGCAGGAGAGGAGCAGUUUGAGUUUGACGAGGAGGCUGAGGUGGCGAGUGCAGGGUAUCAGCACCACGGGCAGCGAGACCUGAAGCACCAGCAGCAGCAGCCUGGCCAAUACCCCUUCACUACCUCCGCCUCUCGCUCUCCCAGCAGCGGCAGCACUGAGAGCAACGACUGCGGAGACAGCACCACGAGCAGCAGCAACGGCGCUGGUCUGGGCAUGGGCAGGCGAGAGCAUGGCAGCGAGGCGGAUGACUUCCCCCCAGUGGGCCUGGGCUCUAUGAGCUCCUCCCCUCCGUCCUCCCUUGCCUCCCCGCCCCUUUCUGCCCUUGCACCUGCACCCACUGCUGCACCAGACCUGGAUCCUUCUCCUGCCGCCCAUGUGCUCGCUGCUCGCGACUGCUCUCAUGCAUCUGCCGCAGUGGUGCAUGCUAGUGGGGGCAGUGAGCCGUCUGCAUUCCUGCCUGAGCUGUCGUGCUCCCCCGUGCCUGCAUCAGCCCAGCCUGUCCCUGUGCCCGCCGUGGCCCAUCACUUCAUUGCCAAAUCCACCCGCCUGGGCUCCUCCUACGCCCCUCCUCCCCGCCACCUCGCCCGUCCUCUCUUCCGCAAGCCCAUGGCCGCAGUGCCUCCCCGCAUGCCCAUGGCCGCACUGCCUCCCCGCAUGCCUGCUCAACCCCCACAUGGUGCAGCACUUGGUGUGCCUGCUGCUGCUCCUCUCCACACUGGUUUCAGUGGGGGCGUGGGUGCACCUGGGGCAAGGAGCAGUGGUCUGAGUGGUGCUGCUGGCAGCAACGGCGGCAGCGGAUCGAACUUAAGAAGGGCAGUUGGGCGUUCCAACCUGGGCAGCAGCAGUGUUGGCGUUAGGGGAGAGGGAGGUGAGGAUGUGAGUGGUGAAGGUACAGCAGGUGGUGGGGUUAACCCUGGGAGGCAGCAGAGGCACAGCUCGAAGCAGAGGCGCAGCAGCGGACAUUCCAAGGGCGGAAAGCAGCAGCGGGGACAGGCACAGGGGGGAGUGGCACGGGAUCCGCGUGGGAGUGCGACGGGGGAUGAGCUGAGCGCACAGUUGAUGGAGCUGGGGGAGUUGGGUGUACGGUCAUGGAAUCUGUACAUGGAGGUGCUGCUGGUGCUGCUCGAUGAUCUCAUUCUCAGGAGGAGUGGAGAGUCUGCGUGUCGCUGGGUCAUCCAUCCCGUGCGCUCACCGCUUUUCUUCUUCGUGCGGAGAACCCCCCUACGCGGCGUCGCCAUGGCCGAGCACAACCCCUACGAUUCCGGCAAUCCCGACGGCCCGCCUCCCCCAUACGGCGGUCACCCCUACGCUGCGCCCGGCUACGGCGCGCCUCCGUCCGGGUAUGGCGCUCCGCCUCCGCCCGGCUAUGGCGCUCCCCCUCCCGGCUACGGCGCCCCGCCGCCCGGGUACGGCGCGCCCCCGCCUGGUUACGGGGCGCCCCCCCCUUCCGCCAUAGUGCCCGCGGGGGCGUACUCCAUGGGGUACCCGCCCGCCCCUCCCGGCCCCGAUGGUGCUCCCCCCAAGGCGAGCGUGGCGGGCGACAAGUUCCUGUACGCGUCGUCCAAGUGGAACGACGUGUGGGCCGCCAUUCUCUUCAUCCUGCAAUUCCUGGCGGUGCUGGUGUUCUCGGUGGUGCUGGGCGUGAAGGGCGUGUCGUCCUCGUCCUCCUCACAGCAGCCAGCGCCGGGGCAGACCGUCUACUCCUUCUCCGACUAUGCGCCGCAGUUCGCCGCUGCCGCCGCCACCGGGCUGGUCUUCGCACUCGUGUGGCUGCAGCUCAUCAAACUCAUGCCGCGCAUGAUGGUGCACAUAUCGCUGUGGUUUGGGUUUGUGGCGCCGGUGGCGGUGGCGAUAGUGGUGUUCGUGUACCACACGGCGCCUGCGUGGGUGGGCGUGGUGCUGCUGCUCUCCUCGCUGCUGCAGCUGCUCUACAUCUGGCUCGUGCGACACAGGAUCCCGUUUUCAGCGACGAUUCUGAAGCACGCGGUGCACGUGGUGAACACGUUCCCGUCGGUCAUCUGGGUGGCGUACCUCUUCCUCCUCCUCAGCCUCGUCUGGACUGUCAUCUGGGUCGUGGGGGUCUCAGGCGCCAUGUCGCUGACGAACGCGUUUGCGGUGCUCAUCAUCCUCGUGCUCAGCAACUACUGGACCAUGGAGGUGUUCCGCAACGUGGUGCACACGACAGUGGCGGGCACCACGGCCACCUACUACUUUCUGCGCCACAACAUGCCACCCAACCCCACCGGCCUCGCGCUGCACCGCGCCGCCACCAAGAGCUUCGGCUCCAUCUGCUUCGGCUCGCUGCUCGUUGCGCUCAUCCAAACCCUGCGCUUCAUUGUGGCGGCGCUAGCGAACAACGACGACGGGGGCAACUUCAUAGCGUGCUGUGCGCAGUGCAUCCUGGCGUGCAUUGAGGCCAUCGUCGAGUUCUUCAACAAAUACGCCUACAUCCAGAUCGCAAUGUACGGCAAGACGUUCAUCCGGGCGUCCAAGGACACGUGGGAGCUGUUCAAGGCGCGCGGGGUGGACGUGCUGAUCAACGACGACCUGUCGGGUGGCGUGCUGGGGCUGGGCAUGUUCAUCGGGGGCGUCGUGGCCGCGCUCGUGGGCGGGCUGCUGUCGCUCAACAAGGCUGUGGAGCUGCUCGCGGCUGUUUCCAUCGUCAGCUUCAUUAUUGGCCUCGUCCUCACGGGCAUGACGUUGACGGUGGUGGACAGUGCAGUGGGCACGUUCUACGUGUGCUACGCGGAGGACCCCGCCACGCUGCAGCAGAACGACCCCGUGCUCUACAACAAGGUGCAGGAGCGCGACAGGGAGAUCCGCGACCGCCGCACCCGCCACGACGCCCAGGCCGCUGCUCGGCAGGCUUCCAGGUGA